AACAAAUCCCUCAUACAAUCGACCUCAUAUUGUCCACCAUUAUAGACCCUUUCUUUUUAUAAAAAUAAAAAUAAAAAUAAAAAUUAAAUUAAAAAAAUAAUUUUUUGUGUUUUGUCUGAAUCAAUGGUAGUCUCCACAUUCUACCAUCAUCAAAUUGAAAUUUCUGUAUUAGCUUGAGUUGGUUCAGUUCUUUUUCUCACACAUUUCUUUUUGUUUAUGAAGGCUUUUUCCCCUUGUAUUUCUCUGAUAAAAAGAAAGGAUUUUGAGGACUACUUUCUUCCAAAGGCCAAAUUCUCAUUGCCUUUUGUUCGAAGCAAUAAUUUGGUAAAAAAGAAAUGGGGAAGAACUUGAGACAAAAAGGUUCAAUCAUAUCUUUAAGAUCGAGUAACGAGAAUGAAGGAGGACAUGCAUGGGGUUUACUUCAUAUCAUCAAAUAUCAUCACUGGCGUCGUGUUAAGAACAAGCUCACUCAUAAAACCCCUUCUCCUGUUGAAAAUCAUGUAGAGUUGCCAAGUUCUAAUCCUAACAAGCAAGAACAAGAUGAUGGGCAUGUGUAUAAACCUAUUGUUGAAGAGAGAAGUAGAGAUUCCUCUCCAAGAAAGAGCAAUUCUGUCAAAUCUCGAAUAAAGUCAUUUCUUGCUGAAGAGAUGAAUCAUAAAAAGGGCAGGCAUCAUAGGAGUUCAUCCUGUCCUGUAAGAUCACAUUUGACAAGAACAGAUUCCAUUCACCAUUCACAACUUCCUUAUUUGGAACCACUUAUCAAAAAGUUGGAGUUAGAUGGUGAGCGAAAUAGCGAAAUCUAUUCUGCUUCCAAUGAGCUAAAUCCAAUGGCAAUACAAAGUAGUGAUUCCAGUGAAGAAUUCAGUGCCAGGGUUGUUAUUGAUCAACCACAACAUGGCCACUUUGAUGAGAAUCCAACUUUUCUCCAGGGAGAGUUGGAGAAUGCCACAGCAUUUAUGUUGAAACAGAAGUCUACACAUGAAAGAAAAUGCAGUGUGGAUGCUUUGGCUAGCCAUCCCAAAGAGUAUUUAGAUGCCUUGGAUAUAAUCAGUGUAAACAGGGAGUUGGUGAUGAAAAUUUUGCAGGAUCCAGGGUCUCCUUUGGCUCACCACUUUAGUAAUCACCAAGCACUGAGCGCGAAGCGAGGACUAGACAAGUGUGAGACAUUCCCAUCAUCUGGAUCAUUAGGAAAAAGAGGUUUAGAACCUAGCAGACUCAAAAAUAUGCAGAAGGUUGAUUGCACAACACAAGGAGUUGCCAAAAGGUCUCAUAAUCCUUCUCCAGCUUCUGCUGAACAGCGAAAGAACCAUGGUGAGACUCAUGCUGUUGUUAAGCAUUUCAAGACUCUUAAACAGAAGAUUAAGCAUGUAAUCAGAGAAGGAAGAAAAGAGAGACAUAUCAUUAGUAUGGACGCCAUCAUCCAUAAGAUUCCACAUGGACAAAAUGUGGAGGAGGAGAUUGAUAAUAAACUUAAUAGUUUGGCAAAUUAUGAAGAAGGUAAAGACAUUGAUGGUACUGGUUAUGAAACUGAUAUUUCAGUUUCUUCCCUUGACAAAAAUAAAGAAAGGCGGCGCCAAAUGAGAAGAGCCUCAUCUCUCACCGAAUCAUUGGAUCGCUAUUGCCAGUUGUAUGAGACUAGUUUCAACCGAGAAGCUAAACACCAAACCGCUGAAGGAUUGAAAAUGAAAUUAAAAGAAGAAGGUUCCCCUAUUAGUGUGCCAAAGUACUUGGCCAGGAUUUACUCCUUACCUGACCUAAAUUCUUUUCUUGAUCAUGAGGAAUCUUCUGAUGCUUUGACCUCCUCAGAAGUGCAAGACAACAGUGCCAUGGAUCACAAUGUUAGCACAAGUAGUUAUGAUGAACCAAAAAGUCUUGAUGUUCCAAUAGGCACUGAAGAUCAGUUGCAUCUGAAUGAUGAUCAUAUGGCGAAGAGCGUUAUUUCUAAAUCUUCGGUUGAGACUGGUGCAGUAAAUUUUGUUACAGAUGAUGAGCUGGGGUUAACAUCAAUAUCAAAUAUUGAAGAAUAUAAUCAGUUGUGUUCUCAUAUGCAUGAUUAUGGAAGCUUGACAUUAGAAGAAUCAGGAAAAGAGCCAAUACUUGUUGAUGAACCAGCUAACUUGGUCGAGGACAAGGAGCUUGACAUGGUUGCACCUCAAGGGUCUGAAAGUGCAAAAACACAAGAAACACUUGACAAACAGGUAAUGGAAGAAAUUUCCCAUCUUAAAGUGAAUGCAAAAGACAAAGCUGAGUUCAGUUAUGUGAGAGAUGUACUUGAACUAUCUGGGUUCAGUAGCAAUGCAUUGCUUGGAACUUGGCACUCUGAUGAUCAACCAGUUGAUCCUUCAGUUUAUGAAGAAGUAGAGGGUUCCUUGGUGGUUGAUCCCAACACUUGUGCAAACGAAGAUAUUGAAAGUGAUCACAUGCUAUUAUUUGAUAUAAUAAAUGAGGUUUUGAUUGAGACAUAUGCAAAGUCAUACAGUUACUGUCCAUUUCCACUGUCUUGUGUUUCACACAUGAGUCCAAUGCCAGCAGGGCCACAUGUUCUGAGAGAAGUGUGGUCCCUUAUAAGUUGGUACUUGAGCUUCAAGCCAGAGGUUGGCCAAUCACUAGAUUAUGUUGUGGGACGUGACUUAGCAAAAAGUCAUGGGUGGAUGAACCUUCAAUUUGACACAGAGUGUGUUGGUCUUGAGCUAGAAGACUUGAUUUUUGAAGAUCUCCUAGAGGAAGCCAUAUUGGGCUUCGACUUAGUUAGUCCAUGACCAUAUAUAUGUUACUUCAAAGUGGUCUUCUAGGCCUACAAGCCAAAAGUAUGGACCUAUCUCAACCCUCUGUCUUGGUGGGAUGAAGGGCUGAGAUUGCAUGGCUGCUUGAAGAGAUAGUGCAUAGCAUUAGAAAUUUUGUACAUAUAUUGUGUUGUAGAUUCUUAGAAAACUAAGAGAGAUAAAGUAUACACGUAUAUAUAUAUAUAUAUAUUUAUAUGCAUGUAUUACACUGAUUUUGUAGUGUUGAGUUGAGAUUUUUGGCUACAAGGUAAUGCUUAAUUUUGUAGUGUUGUCAAUACUUACAUUUUUCAUAUAACUAAAACUCGAUGUUGACAGGUAAGCCCGUCUAGCUCAGUUGGUAGAGCGCAAGGCUCUUAACCUUGUGGUCGUGGGUUCGAGCCCCACGGUGGGCGUAGUCAUUUUUUUCCUUUUUUCUUUUUUUUUUUCUUUUC
Humulus lupulus (European hop) is the source of this 3214-nucleotide messenger RNA. RefSeq lists its product as uncharacterized. The coding region runs from base 336 to 2759 and encodes 807 amino acids. The record is from RefSeq and is a predicted model, not a curated record. Lineage: Eukaryota; Viridiplantae; Streptophyta; Magnoliopsida; Rosales; Cannabaceae. The transcript is spliced from 5 exons.